AUGCUGCACUCUCGGGCGGCCCUGCGGCCGGCAGGCCUCACGGCCUCGCUCGCGACCUCGAUGCGCACCUACGCCGUUGCGUCGGCCACCGCCCGCACCGCUGAGAACCCCGUCAAGUCGCGCGUGUCCACCCCCGAGGCUCAAUUCCAGAGCGCUGCCCCGACACGGACAAGAGGCACCAUCCAAAUGAAGACCUACAAGCCGAGGACACCAGGUUUGCGGCACCUGAAGCGGCCCGUCAACGAUCAUCUCUGGAAGGGCCGACCGCUCAAGAUGCUCACGUAUCCGAAGAUCGGUCAGGGAAAGGGAGGCAGGAACGUGACUGGUCAAGUCACUGUAAGACAUCGCGGAGGUGGGCACAAGCGGAGGAUACGAGUUGUCGAUUUCAAGCGUCAAGAGCCUGGCAAGCAGGUGGUUGAGCGUAUCGAGUACGAUCCCAACCGCAGCGCGCACAUUGCAUUGCUCAAGCACCUGGAAACCAAAAAGCUGAGCUAUAUAAUUGCUCCGGAGGGCAUGAGGGCUGGUGAGGUCAUCGAGAGCUUCUUGAAGGGCAUCCCUGGCAGUUUGCUCGGAUCCAUGGGUGGUACUGUUGAUCCCGGUAUGCUUGCGGCAAAGACGGCUUUCCGCGGCAACUGCUUGCCUCUCCACAUGGUGCCGCUUGGAACCCAGGUCUUCUGCGUGGGAUCGACAAAGAACAAGAGGGCUGUGUUUUGCCGCAGCGCUGGUACAUACGCGACGGUCGUCUCCAAAGGCGAGGUGGGCAAGAAGAUUCGCGACGUUACGAUCCGUCUCCAGAGUGGCGAGCUCAGAAGGUGCGACAAGGAUGCUUGCGCCACUAUCGGAGUAGCCAGCAAUGUCCACCACCACUUCAGGCAACUUGGAAAGGCUGGUAGAUCACGGUGGUUGGGCAUAAGGCCUUCGGUGAGAGGUGUGGCCAUGAACGCGGCCGAUCACCCUCACGGUGGUGGUAGAGGUAAAUCCAAGGGUAACGUCCACCCUGUCAGCCCUUGGGGAGUGCCGGCCAAAGGUGGAUACAAGACCCGAAACAAGAGGAACCCCAACAAAUGGGUUGUACAGGAACGCCCGAGGAACCAGGGCAAGAGGCGCGCGAAGAAAUAG
This is a messenger RNA of Lasiodiplodia theobromae, 1119 nucleotides long. RefSeq names its product Ribosomal protein L2. Lineage: Eukaryota; Fungi; Ascomycota; Dothideomycetes; Botryosphaeriales; Botryosphaeriaceae. The transcript is spliced from 2 exons. Gene Ontology annotation, biological process: cytoplasmic translation. Gene Ontology annotation, molecular function: transferase activity; RNA binding; structural constituent of ribosome. The record is from RefSeq and is a predicted model, not a curated record. The coding region runs from base 1 to 1119 and encodes 372 amino acids. Gene Ontology annotation, cellular component: ribosome; large ribosomal subunit.